This is a messenger RNA of Diachasma alloeum, 1004 nucleotides long. Its product is annotated as THAP domain-containing protein 3. The transcript has 6 exons. Lineage: Eukaryota; Metazoa; Arthropoda; Insecta; Hymenoptera; Braconidae. The record is from RefSeq and is a predicted model, not a curated record. Bases 77 to 940 code for a protein of 287 amino acids.
UAUUUUUCCGCUCUCAUAACCCCCGAAUAGCUGUCAUUUUGGGUGACUUGUUGUUUAUCUCCAGAUUUUCACAAAAAUGGUCCGGUGCGAAUACUGCAAGAAAAAAUCAACAAAAUGGAAACAAUUGUCCUUCCACAGAUUUCCAAAGGAUGAAAUGCUCAAGACGGAGUGGAUCAACCGACUGGGCCGGACAAACUGGAGGCCAAAGGAGUGGUGUGCCUUAUGCUCCGAACAUUUUGCCACGAAUUGCAUCGACUUUCGGGACAAAGUGGCGAAACUGCGGAAAGGUAGUAUCCCAACAAUUUUUGAACACGACAAGGACAACCAGUCGGUGUCAGAACAUUCCUCGCAGAGUAUCGACAAUCCAAAAAAACUGAGAAAAAUUGAGAAUGAAGAAGGUUCAUCGAAGGACAUUAGUGAUAAUAACGAGGAGAACCGUAAACGACACAAAACCGAAGGCAGUAUUCCCAGAUCUCCGUCAACAGGCUGUUCAACCAAUGGACAGGAGAGGAAUGGCGGCAGGACGCCCCUUGAGGCAUUGACUCAUGACCACACUUACGCACACUCUCUGGAAGUUUUGGAACGGAAACUGUCCGCUGCUCUGUCUAAAAUUGACGAAUUAGCUAGAAAGAAUAAACUAUCUAGCCAAAAGGAGACGCGUGCUGUGAAGAAGUUGAAAAAAGUGAAAGAUGCCUUAGCGGACUUACGCAGGACUCAUCAGAUUCUUCAAGACAGUUCGUAUCAUUUGGAUGGUUUCGAGAAUAUCCCUACAGCACUCUUCAAGCGCAUGAACAGGAGCAUGAAACAGGGAAGCCUGACAAAAGAUAAAUAUCCCGCUGAAUUGAGGGUGAAAUCGGUAAUGCAACUGUUAAUAGAUAUUGCAGGAGAUUACCUGUAUCUUCCUACAUGGAAAGGACUAUGGCCACUCCUUUUCUGUUGAGAAUUUUUAUUUAAAGACGGACAUGCUCAGUAGAUUUUUGUUCUUCAUUACUUGAUAAAUGAAC